UAGUGACCGAGUUUCGCUAGGAAUACGGACAUUCUACCUCGCGACAGCCUCCGGGACACUCGUGCCACCUGAGACGACUGCUCCACUGCACUGUAAAUAAUCUCUCGAUUUGAAAAGAAAUGGCUACGUCGAUGAACAAGACCAUUCGGCCAAUGGCCGGAAUUAUCAACGGCUGGAGGGCUUCGUUAGUUCGUACAAAAGCGACGAAAGUAUCGGCGGCCACAGCUGAAGAUUUGUCCGCCUCUAUGGGAGCUGCAUCAGAGGCCAUUUUCAAACGAGAGGAUAAGUACGGUGCCCACAAUUAUCAUCCCUUGCCCGUAGCCCUCUGUCGAGGCGAAGGAGUGCGAGUUUGGGAUGUCGAAGGACGCGUCUACUACGACUUUUUAAGCGCUUAUUCAGCCGUCAAUCAGGGCCAUUGUCAUCCACGUAUCAUCAAAGCGUUGCAUCAACAAGCUGACGUACUGACGUUAACUUCGAGGGCUUUCUAUUCUGAUGUACUAGGAGAAUACGAGGAAUAUGUUACAAAACUUUUUGGAUACGACAAAGUCCUCCCCAUGAACACCGGAGUUGAGGGUGGCGAAACGGCUUGCAAAUUGGCUCGCAAGUGGGGCUAUACUGUCAAAAAGAUUCCGGACAACCAAGCAAAGAUUGUUUUCGUUGAAGGCAAUUUUUGGGGUCGAACGAUGGCCGCCAUUUCGAGCUCCACUGAUCCUUCUAGCUAUGCAGGAUUCGGCCCUUACAUGCCUGGCUACGUAAUCAUUCCUUACAACGAUGUGGCAACCCUGAAGACUGCUUUGGAAGACCCUACCGUUUGCGCGUUCAUGAUGGAGCCUAUUCAGGGCGAGGCUGGAGUAGUCGUUCCAGAUCCGGGUUAUCUCAGGAGCGUGAGAGAAUUGUGCACUAAAAACAACGUACUGUGGAUUGCUGAUGAAGUGCAAACAGGAUUGGGUCGGACCGGCAAACGUCUGGCUGUUGAUCACGAAAAUGUUAAGCCUGACAUUCUGGUUCUCGGUAAAGCUCUUUCCGGUGGUGUUCUUCCUGUGGCUGCUGCUCUCGCCAACGACGAAGUAAUGUUAACCAUCAAGCCAGGCGAACAUGGAUCAACAUUUGGUGGCAAUCCUCUGGCUUGUAAAGUGGCUAUGGCAGCAUUGCAAGUACUUGAGGAAGAAAAGUUGGCGGAUAAUGCGGAAAAACUUGGAAAGAUCCUGCGAGAUGAAAUGAGGGAACUUCCUAGCUCAGUCAUCAAAUUAGUGCGUGGAAAAGGAUUGUUAGAUGCUAUCGUUAUCCAGCCAGAAUUUGACGCGUGGGAGGUUUGUCUGAGGCUGCGUAACGAAGGACUGCUCGCCAAGCCAACCCACGGUGACAUUAUUCGUUUUGCUCCACCACUGGUCAUCAAUGAAAAGGAAAUGCUGGAAUGUGUAUCCAUCAUCCGCAAAGUUAUUCACUCCUAUGUCAAGUGAAAAAAGAAAGAAAGAAAAAAUGAUUAAGCUUUUCAUAAAUUCUUCCAUUCAAUAAUGUUUUUUUUUCUCUCUAAGGGCUUCCUUUCUGUUGUAAUCGUUUCCCUUUAUAAAGCCGGCAACGGACAAUCCCUCAAUUGAUUAUUUCCCUCUUUGAAUACUUUUUGUCUUUUGAUCGAUUGUCUCGGGUUGAAAAUGAUAAGAACGAAAUAUAUUUACAUCGUUGCCUGAAAAAGGAAUAAAGAUGCAACAAUUCCCAA
Molecule: messenger RNA, 1717 nt
Organism: Daphnia pulicaria
Lineage: Eukaryota; Metazoa; Arthropoda; Branchiopoda; Diplostraca; Daphniidae
Gene: Oat
Product: ornithine aminotransferase, mitochondrial-like
Exons: 8
Coding region: 120-1460 (446 amino acids)
Cellular component (GO): cytoplasm
Molecular function (GO): pyridoxal phosphate binding; L-ornithine transaminase activity; identical protein binding
Source: RefSeq, a predicted model, not a curated record